AUGGACCCAACGAUUGCUGUUAUCGGAUCAGAUGAAUUUGGACUAAAUCGUACAACUGUUCCGGUGACUAUUCCAAACGAUAAUGUGGCCUAUCUCAUGUAUUAUCUUAAUUGUGUCUGUACCGUCAUUGACUGUAAAAAUGAUCCCGAUUUACAACGUCUCAUCUCGUUUAAAAAUUAUCAACAGUUAUCAGUAGAUGAGCAACGAGCACUGGUUGCUCUGUGUCGCAAGAUUAAUCCUAUUCUACUGAAAGACAGAGUUUUCUUUCAAAUCGAUGCCAUGUGUGUACAAUUCAACAAUGAAUUCUACGAUAUCAGUCUGGUACAAAAUCGACUUGUGGCUGCUGAGUCGAUUAUGAUUGCUGGGCGAAUACGCCGAGUAACAAAAAUCAUGUGUUACAAGAACAUAUGGUUGCAAACAUUCUACUACAACCCAAUGCAACGACUUACGGAUAGAUUUAGGAGCUCAACAGUAUCGCCUGUUACUUACACGCAACCAUCUACCAGCACACGACCUACAUACACACAACCAGUAACAGUGAAAAAUCACAGUUCAAAAUCUAAAUAUAUCAUUUGUGGUGUGUGUUGUUUUGUGCUUUGCAUUCUACCAACACUCAUUGGAAUUAUUGUUGGUGUUGUCAAUUACUCAAAGAAAUAG
Adineta ricciae is the source of this 657-nucleotide messenger RNA. NCBI's taxonomy places the organism in Eukaryota, Metazoa, Rotifera, Eurotatoria, Adinetida, Adinetidae. The record is from the annotation of a GenBank genome assembly.